This is a messenger RNA of Adelges cooleyi (spruce gall adelgid), 1445 nucleotides long. RefSeq names its product cathepsin B-like. Gene Ontology annotation, cellular component: lysosome. Gene Ontology annotation, molecular function: cysteine-type endopeptidase activity. The transcript has 6 exons. Lineage: Eukaryota; Metazoa; Arthropoda; Insecta; Hemiptera; Adelgidae. The record is from RefSeq and is a predicted model, not a curated record. The coding region runs from base 259 to 1284 and encodes 341 amino acids. Gene Ontology annotation, biological process: regulation of catalytic activity.
UUAUCUGUUUGUGUACAGUGUAUCGUAUCAUAUCAUGUUUACCUUCAUCCAUUCUAUUGUUUAGCCAAUUGACAAUUCAUAUAAUCAUUUAUCAUAAUCGAUGUAAUGUGUAAUUUCCUCUCUUAUUUUUAAUACAGGUGUAUUUUAACUCUUAAAAUAGGUAAUAGUCAACGAUUUUGAACGUUUUGCUCGCAAUCUGUAUAUUUGUAUCUGUGUAUUUGCUAAACAAUAUCGGGUUAAAUAAUUAUUUUUUUUAAAAUGCUGCGUCCGAUGCUAUGUUUUUUUCUCGUUUGCUAUUUUCAUUUUAGCGAAUUAUCCACAACAUCAAAACUGGAAAUCAUCCCAAAGGAUCCUUUGUCCGACGAGUUCAUUCACUAUAUAAAUUCUAUACAAAAUACAUGGAAGGCCGGACGAAAUUUCCAUCCAGACACACCUAUGUCGUACCUUAGAAGGUUAAUGGGUGUGCAUCAAGAAAAUGAUAAUCAAGAAAAACUAGAAAGAUUGUUAAGUUACACUGAAAGUACUGAUUUGCCAGAAAAUUUUGAUUCUAGAGAAAAUUGGCCUAAUUGUCCAACAAUUAGAGAAAUCCGGGAUCAAGGGUCGUGUGGAUCAUGUUGGGCUUUUGGAGCAGUGGAAGCUAUGUCUGAUCGUGUUUGUAUACAUUCCAAUGGAACAAAGAAUUUCCAUUUUUCUGCUGAAAACUUAGUGUCUUGCUGUUGGACUUGUGGCUUUGGUUGCAACGGUGGUUUCCCUGGUGCAGCAUGGCGCUAUUGGAAAACUAAAGGGAUUGUCAGCGGAGGCCCAUAUAAUUCUCAUCUGGGUUGUAUUCCAUAUGAAAUUUCUCCGUGUGAGCAUCAUGUAAACGGAACAAGAGGACCUUGUAAAGAAGGAGGAAAGACUCCUAAAUGUGUUAAGAAAUGUGAAGAUGGAUAUAAAUUAUCUUAUGCUGAGGAUUUACAUCGAGGUAAAUUUGUAUACUCUAUUGGAAAUGAUAUUGAUGAAAUAAGACAGGAAAUUUUUAACAAUGGACCUGUAGAAGGAGCGUUUACUGUGUACGAAGACUUUGUAGCGUACAAAUCAGGAGUUUAUAAGCAUGUCGCUGGCAAAGCACUUGGAGGACACGCCAUUAGAAUACUCGGAUGGGGUGUAGAAAAUGAUACUCCCUACUGGUUGGUAGCCAAUUCAUGGAAUACAGAUUGGGGCGAUAAUGGUUUCUUCAAAAUACUGAGAGGAAACGAUGAAUGUGGCAUUGAAUCUCAAAUUAAUUCUGGAAUACCAGCCUAAUUUAUUUAAUUAUAUACAAUACUAGUUACAUGUAUGGAAUAAUGAUUUGAUUUUUAAAUAUUUUUUAAUUGAAUCAUUAUUUUGGUAUCUCACCUAUUUGUAUAUAUUUAGAGCCACAAAAGAAUCUAAAGAUAAUUUUAUCAACUAUUAAAAUGAUGGUA